AUGUCGAUUGAUAUUAACCGAGAAUUACAGGCAUAUCGUCUUACCGAACGAGAGCUAUUUCGAAUAGUUUCUCUUAUUCCUAAAUUGCUUAAUCUUGCACUCUUUUUACUAGAUUUAGAAGAAAUUUUAAAUGCUCGUGAUGCUGUCAGAACUCAACACCCGAACGCUUUUUUCGUCCCACCUUCUUAUCAAGCCUUAGUUCCUGGUGGUCAGUUUGAACCAGUUGGGGAGGGACCUCUUAAUCGUACUGUUCGGCGAAAUGGAGUACGGAGCCAUCGAAGUUGGGAAAGACUUUCUGGCCAUAACUCAUAA
Messenger RNA from Dentiscutata erythropus, 312 nucleotides. The record is from the annotation of a GenBank genome assembly. NCBI's taxonomy places the organism in Eukaryota, Fungi, Glomeromycota, Glomeromycetes, Diversisporales, Gigasporaceae.